CCGGAAGCUGAAAGUGAGUGUUUCCGGUACGCGUGGCCGCUUCUGUGACAGCUGCUGCUGCUCGAGACAGAGAAGAUGAUUUCCCUCAGCGACUCGCAGAAAAUUGGAAUGGGGCUGACAGGAUUUGGGGUAUUUUUCCUGUUCUUUGGGAUGAUCCUGUUUUUUGAUAAAGCUCUACUUGCCAUAGGAAAUAUCUUGUUCGUUGUGGGUCUGGCGUUCGUCAUCGGGCUGGAAAGGACCUUCAGGUUCUUCUUUCAGAAGCACAAAAUGAAAGCCACCAGCUUCUUCCUAGGAGGCGUUUUCGUGGUGCUGAUCGGAUGGCCCAUCGUCGGAGUCGUCCUAGAGUUUUAUGGCUUUUUUCUUUUAUUUAGGGGUUUUUUCCCAGUGGUGGUGGGCUUCAUCAGGAGGAUUCCUGUGUUGGGCUAUUUGCUCAAUCUUCCCUUCAUUAGCGGGCUGUCCUAAGGCUGAGCGGAAAGCUGGUCAUUUUGUACGUGGACAAAAUGAGCGAAAGCAACAACAUGGUUUAACAGACUCUUUUCUUACUGCUUAUUUAUGAUGGAUUUCCUAAAGCUUUACUAAAAUCAGCCAUAUGAAGCUUUUGUUCGGUCGUUUCUCCGUCACGAGGAUGUCUUGACUGAUAUUUACGUCAGCGAGGAAAACAAGCCAAAAACUAACCGCGUCCCUCAAGAGUUUUUCCCAGCGCACACCUUCUGAAGACGUUUGCGGCUGGCUCUUGAGGAACGCUCUGUCGAAUGCGUGGAAGAGACUUCUGGAAGUCUGCUCUCUGUUACAGAACUGGCCUCGUCAGGCUUGUGUUUUAAGCUGGAGGUCAACUACAUCUUUUUUUUUCCCACCACACUUGCUGAAACUGCAAAGGUGAUAGUUACACUUUCUUUUGUAAGAUUAAACAUGACUAAUUAUCAGGCUGGCAUACAGAGAUGUUAUUAUUGUUAUUAUUAAUUUUAUUAAUAAGGUAGUGUUAUUAUUAUAUAUUCUUUCUCUGUCGUUAAAUGUUUAUGUCCAACCUUUGUCACUGUAAAAAUCUCUCAGCUGGGAUUUGAAACUGAUUGAGCUGCCACAAAGUUUUGUAAAUAUAUAUUUAAAAAAAUAUUGUUAUCAUCAUUA
Molecule: messenger RNA, 1125 nt
Organism: Danio aesculapii
Lineage: Eukaryota; Metazoa; Chordata; Actinopteri; Cypriniformes; Danionidae
Gene: golt1ba
Product: golgi transport 1Ba
Exons: 6
Coding region: 76-462 (128 amino acids)
Biological process (GO): endoplasmic reticulum to Golgi vesicle-mediated transport; retrograde transport, endosome to Golgi
Cellular component (GO): membrane; endoplasmic reticulum
Source: RefSeq, a predicted model, not a curated record